Messenger RNA from Cuculus canorus (common cuckoo), 2136 nucleotides. It is a transcript of the gene SCRN3, whose product is annotated as secernin 3. Gene Ontology annotation, molecular function: cysteine-type exopeptidase activity; dipeptidase activity. Bases 132 to 1403 code for a protein of 423 amino acids. The record is from RefSeq and is a predicted model, not a curated record. Gene Ontology annotation, biological process: proteolysis. Lineage: Eukaryota; Metazoa; Chordata; Aves; Cuculiformes; Cuculidae. The transcript has 7 exons.
GCCCUGCCCCGCGCAGCCGCCGCUGCUCACGCCCCGUUCCUGUCCCCGCCCCGCUGUCCCUGCCCCGCGCCGCGGGCCCCGCACCCUCCGCAGCCGCUCGGCCCCGCUGACCCACCCCCGCCGCCGCCGGCAUGGCCCCCCGGCUGCCGCCGCCCCGUUCCUGCGACACCUUCGUGGCGCUGCCGCCCGCCGCGGCGGGGUCCCGCGUGAUCUUCGGGAAGAACUCGGACCGUCCGUCGGACGAGGUGCAGGAGGUCGUGUUCUUCCCGGGCGCGGCGCACCCGCCGGGCGCCGCGCUGCAGUGCACCUACCUGGAGGUGGAGCAGGCGGAGCGGACACACGCCGUGGUGCUGAGCCGCCCCGCCUGGCUCUGGGGCGCGGAGAUGGGCGCCAACGAGCACGGCGUGUGCAUCGGGAACGAAGCGGUGUGGGGCAGGGAGGAGGUCGGCGACGACGAGGCGCUCCUCGGCAUGGACCUCGUGAGGCUUGGACUCGAGAGAGCUGACACAGCUGAAAAGGCUCUUACUGUCAUUGUUGACUUGCUAGAAAAAUAUGGACAGGGAGGAAACUGUAUGGAGAGCCACAUGGCAUUUACAUACUAUAACAGUUUUCUGAUAGCCGACAGAAAGGAAGCAUGGGUGCUGGAGACAUCAGGAAAAUACUGGGCGGCAGAAAAAGUAGAAGGAGGUGUACGAAAUAUUUCCAACCAGCUCUCUAUCACAACCAAGAUUGACAGAGAACACCCAGAAUUGAAGGAAUACGCCAAAAGCAAGGGCUGGUGGGAUGGGAAAAAGGAAUUUGAUUUUGCUGCCACUUAUUCUUACGUAGAUACUGCCAGAAUGACCACAUCUAGAGGCCGAUACUGUGAAGGCUAUAAACUUCUGAACAAACACAAAGGAUCUAUCACUUCUGAAAUAAUGAUGGAAAUUCUUCGUGACAAAGAAAGUGGCAUUAAUAUGGAGGGUGGAUUUAUGACAACUGGAAGCAUGGUGUCUGUGUUGCCUCAGAAUCCUGAUCUGCCCUGUAUUCACUUCUUUACUGGAACUCCAGAUCCUGCGAGGUCUGUAUUCAAGCCUUUCAUUUUUGUGCCCAAUAUUACUCAGUUAUUAAAAACUAGCUCUCCUACAUUUGGUCAAGAUGAUCCAGUUAAGAAACAACCACGUUUUCAGAGUAAGCCAGAUCGAAGACAUGAGCUCUAUAAAAAACAUGAAAGUGCUGCCGUAGUUAUGGGAACUAUCGAGGAGAAAGGUAAAAAAAAAAACAUGCUGAAAGAGAUACAGCAGUUGGAGAAGCAGAAGAUAAGCGAAAUGGAAUCAAUCCUGCAAAACGGACGUCUUGACAUUAACCAAGUGGUUAACCUUUUUUCACAGUGUGUAGACGAAGAACUCAAAAUAUAUAGCUAAAACUACUAUUUAAAUGUGGUAAUUGUGUUUUUAUGAUUAGCUUUCUAAUGAAGUGACUAUAGGGAUUACAUCUUACUUUCAGUUUACCAGUUAGUAUGGACAGUUUUAAAGAUAUUCAGGCCAAACAGCUUUUGGUUGUAUGAAACAAUGCUGCAAAGGCUCUUAAGAGGUAGGCAGUGGCUUUGUCUGUAUGUGGCAUAAAGCUGCCUGCAGAGAUUGAUUUUGUCAACAAAUAGAUGCAAGUAGAAUGUAAUCACGUGACUAAACUGCAGAACAACCCCAUCUCUGGAUGAAGAACACAAACUCAGAUUUAGAGAACUCAGUUCUAGUGUACACACUUCUAGCUUUUAUAGUCAAGAUAAUUGUAGCAGAAUUUCACAUUGCUUGUAUUGAAAUGGCCAUGUUAAAGGACUUCCUAAAAUGUAGAACUUAUUACUUGCACUGAAUAAAAAAGGAGAGUGAGAUGCAUGUUGAUUGAUAUUCAACUGUUUGAUAAAAUCAUUCUAAGAUAUGUUUCGUAUAUGAACCUUCUACUCCUUCAAUGUAAAAUGAGGCUAAGGGGUCAAAGUAUAUUAUGUAACCAAAUCACAGUUACAAUUUUACUAGGAUUUGUUGUGAAACCUGAUUACAUGGAAUUCAAGAAUGCAAGCAUCCUGCAAGUUACCAUGCCAUUUUCACUUCCCUGUCUUAUUUUUCCUACCCGGGUACUGAAAAAUAAAUUAUUUACAUACAA